Molecule: messenger RNA, 2257 nt
Organism: Salvia splendens (bonfire salvia)
Lineage: Eukaryota; Viridiplantae; Streptophyta; Magnoliopsida; Lamiales; Lamiaceae
Product: Leucine-rich repeat protein kinase family protein
Exons: 10
Coding region: 393-2123 (576 amino acids)
Biological process (GO): protein phosphorylation
Molecular function (GO): protein kinase activity; ATP binding
Source: RefSeq, a predicted model, not a curated record
CAAACUGUAGGUGAAAAAAGACAAAAUUAGUUGGUUUAAAAGUUUUGAAAAUUUCUAACUCUGAUUAUGUAUAUCUGAAACAAUUGGAUGCAUGUGUUGUUAUUUGCUAGAGACCUGCAAAAAGGGGAAAUGGGAAGAAAGAUUUUGUGGUUUAGUUUCAGCCUCGUGAUUGAGUCUGACAAUAUUUUAUUGUCAGAGAUAUAAGAAGCCAAGAAAAGAAAACCAUUUUGAGGUUCCCCAUUUCUUUCCUAGAGAGAAAAUGAGAGAAAUAAGGCUAGCUUUGGUGCUGAUUUUUUCCUGGGCUAUUAGUGUUGCCUCUUCCAGCCUCCUUUCACCUAAAGGUGUCAACUUUGAAGUUGCUGCCUUGAUGGGAAUGAAGAGAGAGAUGAGAGAUGAGAAUCAUGUUCUUGAUGGAUGGGAUAUCAACUCUGUGGAUCCUUGCACUUGGUACAUGGUUGGCUGCUCUCCAGAAAGCUUUGUCAUUUCUUUGUGGAGAAAUGCCUAGUAUGGGAUUAUCUGGAACUCUUUCACCAAGUAUUGGCAACUUAACUCAUCUUCGCACAAUGUUGUUACAGAAUAAUCAGAUAUCGGGGAACAUUCCCUCCGAGAUUGGGAAACUUUCGGAGUUACAAACUCUUGAUCUCUCUGGUAAUAAGUUCGAUGGUGGGAUUCCGGGCUCUGUGGGCCGUCUGUCUCGACUGAGUUACUUGAAACUUAGCAAGAACAAGUUAUCGGGACAAAUCCCUCAAGAUGUAGCUAGCCUAACGGGUCUUUCUGUCUUGGACUUAUCGUUUAAUAACUUGAGCGGCCACGUCCCUAAGAUUCUUGCUAAAGACUACAGUGUCGCAGGAAACGUCUUUCUAUGCUCUUCAAACUCACAAAUUUGUAUGGCUGCUCCAAAACCACUCAAUGAAACAGCUUCGUAUCCAAAGAUUAUCGGCCACCAUCGUCAUCAUCUAGCCGUUGCUGUCGUUAUCGGAGUCAGCUGCGCAUUUCUCAUUUCUAUCUUACUCCUUGUAUGCUGGGUGCACUUGUAUAGGUCUCGCGUCCUCUACAAAUCAUACGUGCAGCAAGACUACGAGUUCAACAUCGGGCACCAAAAACGUUUCUCGCUACGCGAGCUGCAAACAGCAACAAACAACUUCAGCCCCAAGAACAUACUCGGGCAAGGAGGGUUCGGAGUGGUUUUCAGAGGCGUUCUUCCGAACAAAACAGUGGUAGCAGUGAAGAGACUCAAAGACCCGAGCUUCACCGGGGAAGUGCAGUUUCAGACAGAAGUCGAGAUGAUAGGACUAGCGCUGCACAGGAACCUUCUCCGUUUGUACGGCUUCUGCAUGACCGCCGAGGAUAAACUACUCGUCUAUCCCUAUAUGCCUAACGGCAGCGUUGCAGAUCGUCUCCGAGAUCCCGCGCAGGAAAACCCGUCUCUCGAUUGGGGCAAGCGAAUGCGCGUUGCUCUCGGAGCUUCUCGCGGCCUCCUAUACCUACACGAGCAGUGCAAUCCGAAAAUCAUCCACAGGGACGUCAAGGCUGCAAACAUCUUGCUGGAUGAGAGUUUCGAGGCCGUUGUCGGAGAUUUCGGCCUGGCCAAGCUUUUAGACCCUCGGGACUCGCACGUGACCACAGCGGUCCGUGGCACUGUGGGGCAUAUCGCGCCAGAGUAUCUCUCAACAGGGCAGUCGUCGGACAAGACUGAUGUGUUCGGUUUUGGGAUACUGCUGCUGGAGCUGGUCACGGGGCAGAAGCCGUUGGACACUGCCAAUGCGUCCAACGGGCAGGUGCAGCGAGGGAUGAUCCUCGACUGGGUUAGAACUUUGCACGCAGAGAAGAGACUCGAGGAGCUUGUAGAUAGGAAUCUGAAGGGGUGCUUUGAUCCGGACGAGCUAGAGAAGGCCGUGGAGCUAGCCCUGCAGUGUACUCAGUCGCAUCCGGAUGUCCGGCCUAAAAUGUCGCACGUGUCGAUGAUCUUGGAAGGGAUAAACGGGCAGCUGGAGCAGCCGGCGGCGCAGGGUGGCGUGGACCUAUGUCAAGGUCGAACGUUUAGUUUCUCGUUGAAUUUUAACGAAACCUGUGAAGAGUCGUCGUUCGUAAUUGAGGCCAUUGAGCUUUCAGGUCCUAGGUAAGGUCAGUUGUUAGGGAGAGUCUUGGGUGAGACUGUGUAUGUUUGGUCAAAAUCGACAUCCAAAUUGAUAUUCAGUUGAAUAUCACUUUGGAUUUGAAUCUUGAUUCUUCUCAAUGGUUAGAUGGUUUGGCAUCA